AUGCCGUUAAUAAUUCAAAAGAAAAUUAAAUUACUAAAGUCUCCGCUUAAUUUAGUAAUUAUAGAUUCUAAAAUAUUCGUCUCUACUAAAAGUAAUAAAGUUAUUGAGACAAAUUUAAACUUGUCAAAACAAAGAUCAAUUGUAUUUAAAGAAAAUAUUAAUAGUAUUAUACAAGAUGGUCAUACAUUAAUUUGCUUGUCAAAAAAUAAAUCUGUUUGUAAAUAUAAUAUAUUAACUGAUAAGAAACACUAUAUAAACAUUAAAUAUGACAUAUCAUACAUUAAGAAAACGGAUAAUAAUACUAAAUAUUUAUUAGGCCUUACUGGUGGUAAAGUUUUGUAUUCUACAUUUGAUUUUAAUCCGAUAAGAAUGUUGUAUGGUUGUACUGCAAAAAUAUUAGAAAUUGUUGAUGACAUUAAAGGAAAACUUUUUAUUGCUAACAAUAAAUUUAUAAUGAUAGAUAUUAAGACGGGGAAACUUAAAAUACAAAAUAUUGAUUUUACGACUUCUUGUUGUUUUUUAAGUAAAAAAACACUUGUAUUAGGUACUGAUAAUGGUAUUUUUUUAUAUGAUACUGAAAAAGAUAGAAUAAUUAAUAAGCUUGAAUUAAAUUCGCCGGUAAGCUGCUUAAAAAUUUUAGGUGAUAAGCUUUUGGUAGGUUGUGAAAAUGGAGUUUUUUAUAUUUUUAAAAUUUCUAAUUUCGAGAUGAAACUAAUUGAAGAAGUUUUUUUAUAUGGGAUUAUUAAUUUUAUAGAAACAGUUAAUAAUGUAGUUUACAUUGGCGUAGGAAAAGAAGAGAGAAACGGUGCAUUUGGUAAGAAUAGAAACUUUAAAAAUUUACUUUACAAGUGCGUUAUGAAUUAA
Molecule: messenger RNA, 864 nt
Organism: Vairimorpha ceranae
Lineage: Eukaryota; Fungi; Microsporidia; Nosematidae
Exons: 1
Coding region: 1-864 (287 amino acids)
Molecular function (GO): protein binding
Source: RefSeq, a predicted model, not a curated record